CUUUGGUUCUGGGUAUUAUUGAAAGUCAAAAUUCUCUCCUUUGAGCGUAUUUGAGCAUGACAUGCAGUUUUGUUCUGUAGUCCCUGGAAAACAAGUCAGUAUCUUGUUAGAACGAGGGUAAGGCCAGUGUGAGCUGGUUCUGUGGUUGCUGUGGGACAGGACUGUGUUUGAGGUACUACAGAGGGUGACCCACGUACCCAGUCCAACCCUGCACAGGCACUUAGUGGAAUAUUAGUAGCUGACUUCGCCCCAUCCGAAGGGGGUUUGGACUCAACGAUAGCAUCACAAUAUAGUCCAACGCUCCAAAGUACCAUCUACUCCUGUGCAGCUUCAGGACGUAUAAUCUGCUCUACGGAAAAGCCAAAAAAACUGUCUGUUGACUCUGCAGUCAGGGUAGCCUUGGUUUAGAAUUGUGAUGCCUGAGAAACUUGUCUACCUGGAGCCUUUCCAGAAGUGAUCUCGCUCGCUCUCCUCCCCUCUGCCAUUAAUUUUCCUGACAGGCUAGAAGAAUGUUUGAAGGUGAGAUGGCCAGUUUAACUGCCAUCCUGAAAACAGACACAGUGAAAGUGCCCAAAUCCAUCAAGGUCCUGGAUGCCCCGGGAGGCAGCAGCAUGCUAGUGAUGGAGCAUUUGGACAUGCGGUAUCUGAGCAGUCAUGCUGCCAAGCUUGGAGCCCAGCUAGCAGAUCUGCACCUAGAGAAUAAAAGGCGUGGAGAGACGCUGCAGAAGGAGGCCAGCAGAGUGGGGAGAGGAGGUGGGCAGGAGGAACGGCCCUUCGUAGACCAGUUUGGGUUUGACGUGGUGACGUGUUGUGGAUAUCUCCCCCAGGUGAAUGACUGGCAGAAGGACUGGGUCACAUUCUAUGCCCAGCAGCGCAUUCAGCCCCAGAUGGACAUGCUGGCGAAGGGGUCUGGGGACAGAGAUGCCCUCGAGCUCUGGUCUGCUCUGCAGUUGAAGAUCCCUGAUCUGUUCCUUGAUCUGGACAUCGUCCCAGCCCUGCUCCACGGAGACCUCUGGGGAGGAAACGUAGCAGAGGACUCCUCUGGGCCCAUCAUCUUUGACCCAGCCUCCUUCUACGGCCACUCGGAGUAUGAGCUGGCAAUAGCCGGCAUGUUUGGGGGCUUUAGUAGCACCUUCUACUCUGCCUACCACAACAAGAUCCCCAAGGCCCCCGGAUUUGAGAAGCGCCUGAAGUUGUAUCAGCUCUUCCACUAUUUGAACCACUGGAAUCAUUUCGGAUCAGGGUAUAGAGGGUCCUCCCUCAACAUCAUGAGGAACCUCAUCUAGUGAGCUUGCUCCGCUCCGGAGGGAGGCCUGUGCGAGGAGCCUGCCGGAGCCUUAGGUUCAGAUGUACCAGAUCCUAACCCUCUGGUUCCCCCACAGUCCUCUUCUUCAGGGGUUCUGUCCCAUUUCUUCACACCUGGAGAGGCUUCAGACCAACUUUCCAAGCCUUGGAAAGUAUGUAAUGUCUCAGAAGAGAGGUGUUGUCAUCCUAAAGCUGUACAUUUCGUUAGACUUCGUAGUUGGAUAAACCAUACUAGUAAUGUGAACAGAGGGACCUCGCAGUGUGGGGCCAUGUCAAACCAAACAACUGCCCCAAAGGUAGAGAAGGGAAGUGGCCGGUGUGCCAUGCACUGCUGCCACGGGCACCUUCCCACCAUCCCCUCCCGUCUCGCCUCCAGGAGUGACUCGAGUUCAGGAUGACGCUACUCGAUGGCUGAGUGUAGUCUAGGCACGAAACCGUCUCACUAGGGCAGCCGUGGGCAAACUACGGCCCGUUUGAAAUGAAUAAAACUAAAAAAAAAAAA
Messenger RNA from Myotis brandtii (Brandt's bat), 1807 nucleotides. RefSeq names its product fructosamine 3 kinase related protein (gene FN3KRP). The transcript has 5 exons. NCBI's taxonomy places the organism in Eukaryota, Metazoa, Chordata, Mammalia, Chiroptera, Vespertilionidae. The record is from RefSeq and is a predicted model, not a curated record. The coding region runs from base 510 to 1286 and encodes 258 amino acids.